Messenger RNA from Salvia hispanica, 696 nucleotides. RefSeq names its product cysteine proteinase inhibitor 5-like. The record is from RefSeq and is a predicted model, not a curated record. Gene Ontology annotation, molecular function: cysteine-type endopeptidase inhibitor activity. NCBI's taxonomy places the organism in Eukaryota, Viridiplantae, Streptophyta, Magnoliopsida, Lamiales, Lamiaceae.
UUUCAUCACAAAAUCAACACACACAAACACAGUCACUUCUAAACUGCCUAUAUAUCAAAUAUUCCCAAUGGCAUCAUCCAUGACCAUGACCUCCUCGUUCUUUGGUGGCGCCAUCACCGCCAAGCCGGCCGCGGUCACCACACAUCGCAGCCAGCUGGCAGUGAGGGCCUCGAUGGACUUGGAGAAGGCGGUGGCGGUGGCGGCUGAGACCACCAACACGAGGCGGGGCCUCGUCUUGGCAGGGAUGGCCGCAGUAGCAGCAUCAUCCGUCGCAAAAGCUGCUACGGCUGACACGAAAGACGGCGGGUAUACGCCGGUCCCCGAUCCAAGUGCACCGGAGUAUUUAAUACUGGCGACAUUCGCGGUGUCGGAAUACAACAAGCAGAACAAUAAGGCAUUGACUUUGAACUCCGUGACAAGGGCUGAGACGCAGGUGGUGGCUGGUGUGAAUUACAGGCUGUCAUUCUCGGCCCGGGGUGAUAUAAACCCGAACGCCACCUACCAGGCAGUUGUUUACUCCCAGGCCGCGCCGACAUCCCUACAGCUCACUGACUUCGUGGGAAUUUCUCGCUAGAUUUUCCGAUCGCCAGAUUGUGUAUCGGUUAAUAAAGUGUGUGAAAUAAAUAUCUCCACACCUUUCCAAGCCUCUAUAUAAGGCUUUUUCAUCAAUAAAAUUUCCCUCUUUUCUCUUGUUCA